AUCAAAUUCCUUCAUAUCCAUGUAUUCAUAUGCAUGCUGAUCAACACCUACAUAUAUACAGGUUUGGAUCUCGUGCUUGUUAGAGUACCAUAAACUGCUUGUGUAUCGAAUAUUUUAUGUCUUACUUUGUUGCGCCUUGAAGAAAAAGAUAGGGAUGCAGAAAGAUGUGCCUAUUUUGCAUCUCCAGAGCUACCUUUUUUCAUCCCUGACGAGACUGAUCGGAGAAAUGCAUCUGGUUUGUCAGAUUCCUGUCCCUAAACUCGAGAAAAAAUUCCGUUCUAGAAUGGUAACUUAACAUAUACGAGUAAUCUGCAUCAUUGUAGAAAACCUUUCUAUAUAAGUAAGAUUGAGGGUGGGCCAUUUAAGUUGUUUGAUUUAUCAAGCUUCGGUAUACAAGAAAUAUGGAUACUGAAGGCAAUAUUUUGAUGGAAAAGUACGAGUUAGGGAGAUUACUAGGCCAAGGCACAUUUGCGAAAGUUUACUAUGCUCGUAAUUUAGUAACGGGCCAAAGUGUAGCGAUUAAGGUAAUUGAUAAAGAGAAGGUUUCAAGAGUAGGUCUUGUUGAUCAAAUCAAGAGAGAAAUAUCUAUAAUGAAACUGGUGAGACAUCCUAACAUUUUACAGCUUUAUGAAGUUAUGGCUACCAAAUCAAAGAUAUAUUUUGCGUUAGAAUACGCCAAGGGCGGCGAGCUUUUCGAUAAAGUAGCGAAUGGGAAGCUAAAAGAACAAACUGCUCGUAAAUAUUUUCAUCAGCUGAUCAAUGCUGUUGAUUUUUGUCAUAGCAGAGGAGUCUAUCAUCGUGAUUUAAAACCCGAAAACUUACUAUUGGAUGAAAAUGAAAAUCUGAAAGUUUCUGACUUCGGGUUAAGUGCUCUUGCUGAAUCUAAGCGUCAAGAUGGACUACUGCAUACGACGUGUGGGACUCCUGCUUAUGUGGCACCAGAAGUUAUCACUAGGAAAGGGUAUGAUGGGGAUAAAGCCGAUGUUUGGUCUUGUGGGGUAAUCUUGUAUGUUUUAUUAGCAGGUUAUCUUCCAUUUCAUGAUUCUAAUUUAGUGGAAAUGUAUAGAAAGAUUGGGAGAUCAGAAUUUAAAUUUCCAAGUUGGGUUCAACCUGAGGCUCGGAAGUUGCUCUUGAAAAUCUUGGACCCAAAUCCUGUUAAAAGAAUCACGAUUCCCAAAAUAAAGGAAAACUCAUGGUUCAAAAAGGGAAGUAUAUCUGAAGAACAAAAUUUAGACAGAGCCUCGGGGUCGUCCACUACUAGUACAGAUCAUGCAGAAGAUCAAGAAUUGUCAAGGCCUCCAAAUAUGAAUGCAUUUGAUAUUAUCUCUUUAUCUCCUGGGUUUGAUUUGACAGCAUUGUUUGAGGAGCCUCAACAAAAGAAAGAAGCCAGAUUUACCAUUUGGAAACCUGCUUCAGUUAUUAUUUCUAAAUUGGAAGAAAUCGGUAAACGUGUGAGGAUGAAUGUGAGUAAAAGAGAACCAGGGUUACUGAAACUGGAGGCAAUGAGAGAGGGCAGAAAAGGAACUUUGUCGAUCGAUGCAGAGAUAUUUGAACUCACUCCAUCAUUCCAUAUGGUCGAGGUGAAGAAAACUAAUGGAGAUACAUUGGAAUACCAGAAGGUGGUAAAUGAAGGUUUAAGACCUGGACUUCAAGAUAUUAUUUGGAAUUGGCAAGGUGAUGAACAAGAACAACAGGGGCUACUACCGCAGCAGGAUCAGUAGCACCCGAUUACCAUUUUUUUCCUGGUAUCCGAUUCUUGAUCUUGCUCAUAUAUGUUAUGCACAAUCUUUGUUUAGCUAGGAAUCUUUAAACGGUUCCUUUUAAGGAUAUAUUCUCUAUCUUGCUCAU
Molecule: messenger RNA, 1848 nt
Organism: Erigeron canadensis
Lineage: Eukaryota; Viridiplantae; Streptophyta; Magnoliopsida; Asterales; Asteraceae
Product: CBL-interacting protein kinase 18
Exons: 2
Coding region: 402-1721 (439 amino acids)
Biological process (GO): protein phosphorylation; signal transduction
Molecular function (GO): protein kinase activity; ATP binding
Source: RefSeq, a predicted model, not a curated record